CACGUGAUCAACACUCACUCGGCUGCUGCUAGCUUAACUUGCUUCUUUUUGGAGUCUGCUCGUCUUCAAGGAAAACAGCUCGAAAGACUGAUAAUAUGCUUUUGUGUUAAUAAUGAAAUGCAGGCAGCUACGAUGGAUCCAGCGGAAGAGCCCCCGUCGAUGUUGUGGGGACUGGACCCGAUCUUUUGUGCCUUCGCCAAGUUGUAUGUCAGAGAUAUACUGCAGAUGACAGAGUCCACACAGGUGCCAGGUAUUUACUUCUACAACUCUCACCCAAUCUACAAAGUUGAUGUACUGGGUACAGUAGUUUGCAAGAGAGAAAGAGAAGACUUCUUCUGUUAUGGAGUGGACGAUGGUACUGGUGUUAUAAACUGUUUAUGCUGGAAAAAUGACCUAUUGAAGGAGGCGGGGGAUCCUACUAGAUCCAGGGGGAAACCCAGUGAUGGGGCUCUGGGAGGCCUCAGCCCAGUCGCUGAGCUGGAGAAGCUGAGACAGGCUCAGCUGAGCCGUUGCCACCUGGAGAUUGGAGAGCUGCUCCGAGUCAGGGGACCGGUGAAGACUUCGAGGCAACAGAGAGAAAUCACGGCUUCGGUCUACUAUAAAGUGAACGACCCGGUGAUGGCCGUCCAGAUAGCGUGGAUGAUGGAGGUUCCUCAGCUUUACAGACAGUGCUAUGACAAACCAUUCAAGCUGCAACCAAAUGCAACUGGUAGCGUAGCCAUCAAUCCCCUCAGCAAGGCUACAAAUAUCAUCAAGGAUUUUGUCAAGCAGAAGUCUGUGAGCAGGUUCAGACCCUAUGAUGUACAGGAUCUCCUGCAGCCUCUGAUCUCCAGCCAGCCUCAAACAGCAUCAGCAGACCAGCAGUCUGUGGCGGGUCCGUCUUCAUGUCAGCAGCUACGCCAUCUUCUGAAGGAGGCCCUUCAGCUUUUACAGGAUGAGGGUAUCGUGUACCGCAGAGUCAAAUCCCAGGAUGAAGUCUACCAUGUGACUGCAGAAGACAAAGAUCUACUCAUGGCAGUCAAAGACAUUAUAAGGGAAGACUCGAGGAGGGAGAAAUAUUCAGAGAAGGGCUGUCACAUCCUGCACAUUCUGUCUGCCGUCAGGCAGCACCACAGCCUCAAUGUGAGCAAAGCAGCACUGGAGCUGGUGCUCAAAUCACUGGAGUGCAACAGUGACAUCGUCAGCACCAGUGACAACCAUUACACUGUGUUUUGACCUGAGGACAGUCGGGCUUGGGACCUGUAGUACUGCAUAAUGAUGUGUGUAGUAUGACUUAGUGCUCCAAAAUGUGAGCGUGAAAUAUGUUUUAGUCAAUCAUGGCAUUGUAGUCUUCUUUUCAUCAAGUUUAGCACUUUACAACACGAGUUUAAGUACAAAUUAGGUUUUUUUAAAGUUUACUGAAGAUUGUUAGCAUGGGUAAAAUAUAAAAACUUAUUUGGAAGAAAAAAAUCGUACAAAUUGAAUAUCAUGAAAGCUUUUAGCAUCCUAUAUGUGGUCAUUAUUUACAAGGAUUAAGUAACUGACGGCAAAGAUUGGGUGUGUGCGUGGCUCGAUUCACUUGCAAGGGGGUCCUCAGGAAAAAGUAAACCUUCAGGUUUAGUCUGGUCCGUCUCUCCAGAUGUUCUUUUACUAUCUGCUUUCCUUUUGUUUGUUUUCUUUGAGAAGAUUGGGACACAUCACUAUGCCUGUCAGUACUGAGGCAAUGGUCAAAAAGAGAAAAUACAAGUUCUUUAUAUAGAUAGUGGACUGGCCCCCUGCUGGGCAUUAUAAAGAAUGGAGGUGUGAGGCACAAACGCAAUUGCCUUGCCUUUCAAAACCAAGAGGCUACAUCUGGUUCUUAAGACAGUCAAUCCUACAUUUCCCAAAAUGCAA
This is a messenger RNA of Labrus mixtus (cuckoo wrasse), 1872 nucleotides long. RefSeq names its product STN1 subunit of CST complex (gene stn1). Lineage: Eukaryota; Metazoa; Chordata; Actinopteri; Labriformes; Labridae. Gene Ontology annotation, molecular function: single-stranded telomeric DNA binding. Gene Ontology annotation, cellular component: DNA replication factor A complex; chromosome, telomeric region; site of double-strand break. The record is from RefSeq and is a predicted model, not a curated record. The transcript has 9 exons. Bases 118 to 1215 code for a protein of 365 amino acids. Gene Ontology annotation, biological process: double-strand break repair via homologous recombination; nucleotide-excision repair; telomere capping.